UUUCUUGUUAAUCUAUGCAGUCGUUGACAAAGCGCUUAGUUGUUAAAAGGAAAUUUGGUGAUAGCAGUGUGAUUUGUUAUUCUAUCAGUAAUAAGUAUAUAAAGUAAGAAUUCGUGUGAAAAGACCAUAUUCAGAAGAAGAGUCAUAUAAAAGUUUUGUAUAUUUCUCAGUGGUAAAUAUAAAUUUUGACUGAUCGAUAAAAAUGAAGUGAACAGGAGCAAAGUCAAGCCGAAUACUGCAUGUACAAUUCUAUAUAGCAAUGCGCAUGCUUCAGGAGUUCUCAAUUAUAAGAAGUUUGAAGUUAUAUUUCAAAUCAUUCUUUAGAUUAAAAUGUCAAUACAUGUCAAAAAAAGCGUUUAACUAAUAUGGAAAUCUAAACUUUUAAAGACGUUGUUCUUCCAUUUAUAAGAAUGUUACAACAGCAUGGCUUCCAGCAAUGUUCAUUCUUUCCUCCAGACGACAGCUCAGUUUGCAAAAAUGAUACAAAAUCAAAGAGUGAUCCAAUGGAGUAUGAAGGAAAAAGAUUAUCAACUUUCGCAACAUUUCCAGAUAUUCCUGGUCUUUAUGCAACUAAACUUGCAGGAGCUGGAUUCUAUUAUUUAGAAAAAGACAACGAGGUUCGCUGCUUUAAUUGCAAAAUAACAUAUAAAAAUUGGAAACCGCAUGAUUCGCCUAUAAAGAUUCAUCUACAAAUUUCUCCGCUUUGUGAAUUUAUCAAACAUAUCGGCUCUAAAUACAGUGAACAUUCAAAACAUAUAUCAGAUAGAACAGUAAGCAAUGGUACAUGUGAUAUUUCUCACGUACGAACUGAAUGUGAUCAAACAUUGCACGACACAAAUAAACUUCCUGUUAAUGGUUACAAUCCCCAAAUGAGCUCUCAUAUGCUCACUGGUGGAACAGAUACUCAAAGAAUUCAGGCAAACUCAAUUAAUCAAAAUUCAAAUAACUUCAGACGGAAUGAUUCAAAUUCUUAUAGUGGACCUGUUCAACAUAUUCCAUGUGUUGUAAAUCAAAGUCUUAACAAUACUACAGAUAAUGUUUCUAACACUGAUAUAACCAGGACAGAAGCUUACCAAAUACCCAACAAUUACUCGACUAAUGAUACUAAUAGCUUGACUCGUAUCUCACAAACUAAUAUAGAGACUUUGAAUAGAAAUGGAAGCACACCAAACCAACAAUCUUCAGGUCAUAUAACUACCACAUAUAGAUCAAGCAACGAUGCAGUGGGACAACCGAUGAUGGGGAUUUGCGUUGAUAACCCGAAGUAUUCAAAAUACGCGAUCAGAGGAUCUAGACUGGACUCGUUUAAGUAUUGGCCAACAUAUUUGACUCAGUCUCCAGACGAAAUGGCAACAGCUGGAUUCUUUUUUACAGGUAGUGAAGAUCAUUGUCGCUGCUUUUUCUGUGGAGGAGGAUUGAAAAACUGGGAACCAGGUGAUGAGCCUUGGGUAGAACAUGCUCGCUGGUACCAGCAGUGUGCUUUCUUGCGAAGUUGUAAAGGCGAAAAAUUUAUAGAAAAUGUUCAAACAAACGUAUACCGGUAUGUUCCGGCUGAAAUUGUGGAACAGAGUAAGCUUCCAAGUUCAAAAAAGGAUUUGGCUGAAUUUAAGGACAUUCCUGCAGUAAGAUCUGUAACAGAGUUUGGAUAUGAUGAAAAGCUAGUUAGAGAAGCGUACGAAACUCUUCAAAAAUCUGGAAAAUCAGAUAUCACGACUACCGGGCUUCUUGAAACUAUUUUCAGUUUAGAAGAAAAACAUGCCCACGAAAAUUCAAAUUAUAACCAACAGCCACUGGAAAACUCGCAAUCAGUUAAAGAACCUGCAAAAAUUAUAGCAAAGCAAAUUACAAACGAAGCAACGAGCGAUCAAGAGCCAGAAUUGUCAGUGAGAAGUCUUGAAGAAGAAAAUCAAAACCUGAAAGAUCAGCAGACUUGUAAGAUAUGCUUGGAUGAACCGAUUGCAAUUGUGUUUCUUCCUUGUGGUCAUUUGGCUGCCUGUGGUAGCUGUGCGCCUGCGCUUAGAAGAUGUCCAAUAUGUAGAGCAUUUAUCAAAGGAACAGUUAAAGCCAUAAUGUGCUGAUGUUUUUAGAAUGUUCAAAACGAUGAAAA
Messenger RNA from Mytilus trossulus (common blue mussel), 2107 nucleotides. RefSeq names its product baculoviral IAP repeat-containing protein 3-like. Gene Ontology annotation, molecular function: cysteine-type endopeptidase inhibitor activity involved in apoptotic process; ubiquitin protein ligase activity. Gene Ontology annotation, cellular component: cytoplasm; nucleus. The record is from RefSeq and is a predicted model, not a curated record. The transcript has 6 exons. NCBI's taxonomy places the organism in Eukaryota, Metazoa, Mollusca, Bivalvia, Mytilida, Mytilidae. Bases 411 to 2078 code for a protein of 555 amino acids. Gene Ontology annotation, biological process: positive regulation of protein ubiquitination; regulation of cell cycle; negative regulation of apoptotic process.